Strongylus vulgaris is the source of this 210-nucleotide messenger RNA. Lineage: Eukaryota; Metazoa; Nematoda; Chromadorea; Rhabditida; Strongylidae. The record is from the annotation of a GenBank genome assembly.
AUGUCAGUCCGCGAGGUACGGAUCUGGAAGCGGACAGAUGGCAGGCAAACACCUGCUAUUCUCAUUGACAAAAAUUCAGCUGAGUAUUCCCUUCUGCUGCAGAAUGGCGGUGUUGCUACCCUUGACCCCGACUCAGCGGAAGUGGAGAGGAGGGGAUACACUAAGAUUAUGGACUCAUACGGUCUAAUGGGUAUCCUGCGGCUAGGCAGA